This is a messenger RNA of Setaria italica (foxtail millet), 1350 nucleotides long. Its product is annotated as lecithin-cholesterol acyltransferase-like 1. The transcript is spliced from 2 exons. Bases 1 to 1350 code for a protein of 449 amino acids. NCBI's taxonomy places the organism in Eukaryota, Viridiplantae, Streptophyta, Magnoliopsida, Poales, Poaceae. The record is from RefSeq and is a predicted model, not a curated record. Gene Ontology annotation, biological process: lipid metabolic process.
AUGGCUGGCGCUCCCACUCUGCUCCUGCGGCUCCUGCCUCUCCUCCUCCUGCUGCUCCCCUCUGGUCUCAGGGAGUACCUCUCGCCGGCGGCGAUCAUCAACCGCCGGCCGGAGGAUGCUACGACUGCUCCAGGCGCCGCCGACGAGGUCGCGCUCCACCCGAUCGUGCUGGUGCCCGGGAUUAGCUGCAGCGAGCUGGAGGCGCGGCUCACGGACGCCUACCGCCCAUCCCUGCCGCGCUGCGGCGCCAUGAAGGGGAAAGGCUGGUUCGGGCUGUGGGCCAACUCCACCGACCUCGCCGCGCACCACUACGUCCCGUGCUUCACCGAGCAGAUGAGCCUCGCCUACGACCCCGCCGCCGGCGACUACCUGAACCUCCCCGGCGUUGAGACCCGCGUCCGCAACUUCGGCUCCUCCCGAGGGUUCCAGCGGAACCCAAAGCACUCGGACUGGUGCUUCGAGGUCCUCAGGCGGGCGCUGGAGAGGGUCGGGUACCGCGACGGCGACACCCUGUUCGGCGCCCCCUACGACCUCCGCCACGCCCCGCCGCCGCCGGCGCCCGGCCAGCCGUCGGAGGUCUUCUCCCGCUACUUCCGGCGGCUGACUCGUCUCAUCGAGGACGCGAGCAGGAGGAACCAGGGCAAGAAGGUGAUCCUCUUCGGGCACAGCUUCGGGGGCACGGUGGCGCUGGACUUCGUGCGGAGCACCCCCAUGUCGUGGCGGCGCGGGCACAUCAAGCACCUCGUCCUCGCCGCGCCGCUGCCAGCGGCAGCAGGGUUCGUGCGGCCGCUGCGGAACUUCGCCUCCGGGUCCGCGCUGCUCUACGUCCCGGGGACCGCCGCGCUGCCCCUGACGCUGCGGCCGAUGUGGCGGAGCUUCGAGUCCGCCAUCCUCAACUUCCCGUCGCCGGCGGUGUUCGGGCGGAGGCCGGUCGUCGUCACCAGGGAGCGGAACUACUCGGCCCACGACAUGGAGGAGUUCCUCGCCGCCGUCGGCGCCGGCGCCGCCGUGGAGCCGUUCAGGAGGCGGGCGGUGCCGAGGAUGCGCUACUUCCAGGCGCCCAUGGUGCCCACGACGUGCAUCAACGGGGUUGGCAACGAGACGCCGGAGCAGCUCGUGUACUGGGACGGCGACUUCGACAAGGUCCCGGAGGUGGUGAACGGCGACGGGGACGAGGACAUCAACCUGAUCAGCAUGCUGGAGUUCGAUGAGCAGAUGCGCCGGCAGCCGGAGCAGAAGAAGAUGUUCAAGUCGAUCAAGCUCCAUGGGGCUAGCCACGGCACCAUUGUUACGGAGGAAUGGACGCUAAAGAGGGUCAUGCAAGAAAUCCUUGAAGCGAAUCGAAUGUAG